UAAAGUAGAGUGAUGGAGCCUCAGAGGUCAGAGGCGACAGGCAUCCCAGCAUCCUUGCUGAUUGGCGAAGAGAUGACGGCCAUCUUGGAUUGUAGCGGGGAAGAAAGAUUGAUGCGGUGACACGCGGUAUGUUUGGUGCUAACCGGAAGAAGUUUAUGGAGGGAGGGGUAGAGAGCGACUACGCGGACGACUCCAGCCUCUACUACACCCAGCAGUCCAUGUUCCCUCCACACCGCCCUGACAAAGAUAUGCUGACGUCUUCCUCUGCUUCCUCAACGGGUCAACUGUCACAGCUGGGAGCCAGUUUAUAUGGCCCACAGAGUGCUUUGGGGUUCCCCAUGCGAGGGAUGAACAGCAGCACAGCGCCUCAGUUAAGUCGAAGUGGGUUGAACCAAUCUGCCAACCAGCUCCCCAGUCAUGCCAGUACAGCCAACACUGGCACGAUGCACACGCCUCCCUCACCGAGCAGGGGGAUUCUGCCAAUGAGCACCCGGAGCGUGCUGAACCACAGCCAGCAGGUGGGGGGGCCGACGGGUGGGAUGGGGGGGGUGGGAGUGGAGCGGGGAGGAGGUGUAGGGGGAGGGAGGAGCAGCGGCAUGGGGAGCCCCAGCCGGUCGUCACCCAGCAUCAUCGGCAUGCCCAAACAGCAGCAAGCGCGGCAGCCUUUCACCAUCAACAGCAUGUCAGGUUUUGGUGUGAACAGGAAUCCAGGCUACAACAUGAACAACUCCUUAUCCAACAACAUCUUUAACGGCACAGACGGCAGUGAGAAUGUGACGGGGUUGGACCUGUCGGACUUCCCAGCGUUAGCAGACAGGAGUCGGAGGGACGGAGGCUCGAAUCCCACCCCACUGCUCAACCCGCUGGCCGGUCGGGCCCCUUACGUUGGCAUGGUAACCAAGCCGUCCAGCGAGCAGUCGCAGGACUUCUCCAUCCACAACGAAGACUUCCCGGCGCUCCCCGGACCGAACUACCAAACGAAAGACUCCACCGGCACCAACGAAGACAGCAAAACGAAUCUGAACUCGUCGGGGAAGCCCGCCUCCUCGAGCUCCGACGGUCCCAAGUUCCCCGGCGACAAGAGCUCCGCCCCCAGCAACAACAACCAGCAGAAGAAGGGGAUCCAGGUGCUUCCUGACGGGCGCGUGACCAACAUCCCCAUCGGCAUGGUAACGGACCAGUUCGGGAUGAUCGGCCUGCUGACGUUCAUCCGGGCGGCGGAGACCGACCCCGGCAUGGUGCACCUGGCGCUGGGCUCCGACCUCACCACGCUGGGCCUCAACCUCAACUCGCCCGAGAAUCUCUACCCGAAGUUUGCGUCUCCGUGGGCGUCGGCUCCGUGUCGACCGCAGGACAUCGACUUCCACGUGCCGUCUGAGUAUUUAACCAACAUCCACAUCAGAGACAAGUUAGCCGCCAUCAAGCUGUCUCGGUAUGGUGAAGAUCUGCUGUUUUAUCUUUACUACAUGAACGGAGGAGACCUACUACAACUGCUGGCUGCGGUAGAACUGUUUAACAGGGACUGGAGGUACCAUAAAGAGGAGCGGGUCUGGAUCACCAGGGCUCCGGGCAUGGAGCCCACGCUGAAGACCAACGCCUACGAGAGGGGGACCUACUACUUCUUCGACUGCCUCAACUGGAGGAAGGUGGCGAAGGAGUUUCAUCUGGAGUACGAGAAACUAGAAGAGCGACCUCACGUUCCCUCCACGUUCAACUACAAUCCUGCCCAGCAGGCCUUCUGAUUGGCUCUACCUCCUCCUGCCUGCCUGCCAUUGGCCCUCCUGGCUCAUCAAUCAUCACCCCCCGCCCCCCUCCCCCUCCUUCCUCACCCUGUGGGUUCAUCCACACACUCAAAGCGAAUCUGGCCAAUAAGGACUCGGGACGGGAGAGGACGUCCCGCCUCCUGCUCUCCUAAAAAAAAAAAAACUUAAGAAAAAGAUUCCGAAUAGACUUUUUUGAUUUUUAACUUUUUCAGAUUGUUUUAUUUUUUGUUUUGUUUGUCCUUUACCUCACGUUCUGUUCAGUUUAUUUUUAUUUCCCACCCUCCUCACACCGUUCAACACGAGCACUGUAAAUAACGUCCAUCUGAUCGAGUGAUUCUUGUUUCUAUCCAGUCUUAAGAUUUUGACUAUUUUUGUCUACAGAAGCUUUUAAGAAGAACCAGAUUUUAAACACGGACUUCGAUCACCUGUCAGGUGGAUAAUUAUUUCACACUGUGCCGCACAUUGGCAGGAAAAUUUUUAUCUUUAUUUUUACCAGUUUUUUUUUUUUUUUUUUUUUUUUUUUCAACAAGCGUUACAAAUCAACAACACAAACAAACACACACAUCAGCAGAGUCAGGAGAGAAAAUGCAAUGUACAUUGUAGCACUAUUUCAUAAUAAAAGAAGAAAAAAUA
Messenger RNA from Cyclopterus lumpus (lumpfish), 2396 nucleotides. Its product is annotated as CCR4-NOT transcription complex subunit 2-like. The transcript is spliced from 15 exons. Gene Ontology annotation, biological process: nuclear-transcribed mRNA poly(A) tail shortening; regulation of DNA-templated transcription; regulation of stem cell population maintenance. Gene Ontology annotation, cellular component: P-body; CCR4-NOT core complex. NCBI's taxonomy places the organism in Eukaryota, Metazoa, Chordata, Actinopteri, Perciformes, Cyclopteridae. The record is from RefSeq and is a predicted model, not a curated record. The coding region runs from base 129 to 1742 and encodes 537 amino acids.